UGGGGGAAGGGCCCGAGGCAGGCUGAGGCGCCUAGGGGCGGGGUGGGAAGGAGGACCGGCCAAGCCCGGGGUGUGGGACGGGGCGUGCGUGCGUGUGUGAGUGUGUGUGUGUGGUGUGUCCGCAAAAGAAGGAAGGUGGCGAAGGGAGGAGAUCCCGAGUGGGUGGAGGGAGGGGUCGGGCGGGAGGAAAAGAAGGUGGGAGGAGGACAGGCUGGGAGUGGGAGGGUGGCGGCUCCCUCAGGACCCGGCGGGGACUGCGCGAUGCGGCGGGUGACCCUGUUCUUGAACGGCAGCCCCAAGAAUGGAAAGGUGGUUGCUGUAUAUGGAACUUUGUCUGACUUGCUUUCUGUGGCCAGCAGUAAACUCGGCAUAAAAGCCACCAGUGUGUAUAAUGGGAAAGGUGGACUGAUUGAUGAUAUUGCUUUGAUCAGGGAUGAUGAUGUUUUGUUUGUAUGUGAAGGAGAGCCAUUUAUUGAUCCUCAGACCGAUUCUAGACCAGCUGAAGGAUUGUUAGGAUCCCACACAGACUGGCUAACGUUAAAUGUCGGAGGACGGUACUUUACAACUACACGGAGCACUUUAGUGAAUAAAGAACCCGACAGUAUGCUGGCCCACAUGUUCAAGGACAAAGGUGUUUGGGGAAACAAGCAAGAUCAUAGAGGGGCUUUCUUAAUUGACCGAAGUCCUGAGUACUUUGAACCUAUUCUGAACUACUUGCGUCAUGGACAGCUCAUUGUAAAUGAUGGUAUUAAUUUGCUGGGUGUGUUGGAAGAAGCCAGAUUUUUUGGUAUUGAUUCACUGAUUGAGCACCUGGAAGUAGCAAUAAAGAAUUCUCAACCACCAGAGGAUCAUUCACCAAUAUCCCGAAAAGAAUUUGUCCGGUUCCUGCUAGCAACUCCUACCAAAUCAGAACUGCGUUGCCAGGGUUUAAACUUCAGUGGUGCUGAUCUUUCACGUUUGGACCUUCGAUACAUUAACUUCAAAAUGGCCAACCUAAGCCGCUGCAACCUUGCACAUGCAAAUCUUUGCUGUGCAAAUCUUGAGCGAGCUGAUCUUUCUGGAUCAGUGCUUGACUGUGCAAAUCUCCAGGGAGUUAAGAUGCUCUGUUCGAAUGCAGAAGGAGCAUCCCUGAAGCUGUGUAAUUUUGAGGACCCUUCUGGUCUUAAAGCCAAUUUAGAAGGUGCUAACCUGAAAGGUGUGGACAUGGAAGGAAGUCAAAUGACAGGAAUUAACCUGAGAGUUGCUACGUUGAAAAAUGCGAAGUUGAAGAACUGCAACCUCAGAGGAGCAACUCUGGCAGGAACUGACUUAGAGAACUGUGACUUGUCUGGGUGCGACCUUCAAGAAGCCAACCUGCGAGGCUCCAACGUGAAGGGAGCUAUAUUUGAGGAGAUGCUGACACCACUACACAUGUCACAGAGUGUUAGAUGAGAAAUCUGAGGGAAUGCAAGAAGAUGUCCUAGAUCAAAAACGUUUUUCUUAUCAUUUUUAUUUCUCCACCCACUCAGCUAUCUAGAAGAAAUAGCACUGUAAAGGAAUUUUAAAACCAUUUUAAUGGUUGUGCUUGUUCUCAGUGGUGCAUAAAGGGAAAAAAUGGACUCUUUUUCCACAUUCUGAUUUAACAGAAAAGCACUCCUUUAAUAGAAGUAGGAAAAUUAGAUUGCAUUGCUGCCUUUUGAGUGCGAUGGGAAAGCUGCCUGGCUAUAUGAGCAGGAAUAGUGUCUAUUAUAUUUACUUUUAAACAGGCAUGGUAUGGAAAUGCCAUCUUGAUUUGAGAUGCAUUUGAGGAUUUUAAUUUAUGAAAAGCACAACAUAUGCAAUUAUAUUUAUUGAAUAUGUAGAUGCAGUAUGGAUAUUUAAAUUGUUAAACUUUAUGAAAACUUUGAAAAGGUUGUUCAGGUUUAUAAAUAGCUUUAGUGACGCCUCCCUCUUUUAAAUACUUGUCACAGCAUAUGAAUAUGGUGAGAUCAGAUUGCCUAAGGCUUUCUCUUUUCAGGUUCAUUUUUAUGAUGUUUACUUUCUGGAGCAAAAUAUUAGCUAAAUUAAAGGUAUAUCCCAUUCUUACUGGUUGAGACAGUGAAAGGAAAGACACCAUUGUGCAUCGUUAACAUUCUGAAGGUAUAUUGGAAUUCCCCAGGUGAAGAAAGUAUUUAUUGUUGGCCUCAGCUUUGAAAUAAGCAUUCCUCGGAAUUUCAUCCCAGACAGGUUCCAUUCUACACUACACCAUGCAAUCCCAGUUACAUAACUGGUCUGAUAGUUUCACAGUCAACACAGAGGAAGAAGAUACUUCAAAGCUUUUAAAAAGCCAAGAUGCAUCAUUAAUAUUCAUUUAAUUCAAAUAGAAAAUAGUUUAAACAGAAUCAGCUUAGUACUAGGUGGUAAUUCUAAAUAUACUACAGUCAAAGCUAUAAAAUAUGAAUGGAUAUUGCAAAGUCAUCUUUGAGCAGGCAGAAGCCUAAAGUCAGCAGUAGGGAAUGCCGUUUUCCAAACUAUGAGCUGCAUUAGAGCUACUUCUCCAAAUUUAAUCAUUGAAAGUAAAGGCUUUUCGCUGGCCCAUAAUGUAAUGCUAGUGACUCCAGUGAGCACCUGUGGUUGUUUUACUUAUAUCUCAUGGAUUUUUUUUA
This is a messenger RNA of Ochotona princeps (American pika), 2624 nucleotides long. RefSeq names its product potassium channel tetramerization domain containing 9 (gene KCTD9). Lineage: Eukaryota; Metazoa; Chordata; Mammalia; Lagomorpha; Ochotonidae. The record is from RefSeq and is a predicted model, not a curated record. Bases 262 to 1431 code for a protein of 389 amino acids. The transcript is spliced from 12 exons. Gene Ontology annotation, molecular function: protein binding. Gene Ontology annotation, biological process: protein homooligomerization; intracellular signal transduction.